UGUGUGUGUGUGUGUAGAGGUCGGGGCUCUCCGGUGUACCUUUGAUCACGGCCUGUGUGACUGGAUGUCCGACAGAGAAGGAGAUCUCCACUGGGCGACUGUUCACAACCCCGCAGGUGGGCGCUACCUGUCGGUGCCGGAGCUGAAGGCGGGUCAGAGGAGCGUCCGCGGCGCCCGACUGGCCGUCCAGAUAUUCCCGCCCUGGAGCCACGGCGACCUGUGUUUCUCCUUCUCUCAUUGGCUGACGGGGCAUCAGGUGGGCGUGCUUCAGCUGUUUGUCAGGAAAAGCGGACGCAGACCAAAGGUAUAGCCCCGCCCUCUGGAGCCGGACAGGUGGGCACGGCUGGAGACACACACAGGUUACCUUGACGACGCGCUCUUUGAACAAGGUGCUGUUGAAGGCCGAGCGGAGGAAAGGACGGCGAGGACAGAUCGCUGUUGAUGAUGUCACGCUGAGACAGGGGGCGUGUCGAUGACGUCGCAGCAGAGCGAGGACACUUAAAGGACCUUCAGUUUCUUUUAAAGGAAAACAAACAAACAAACAAACAAACAAACAAACA
Messenger RNA from Morone saxatilis (striped sea-bass), 560 nucleotides. Its product is annotated as nephronectin-like. The record is from RefSeq and is a predicted model, not a curated record. Bases 65 to 310 code for a protein of 81 amino acids. The transcript has 4 exons. NCBI's taxonomy places the organism in Eukaryota, Metazoa, Chordata, Actinopteri, Moronidae.